CUAGCGAUGCCUUGGUAUUCAAUUCUCCUUACCCAUAAUGACGUCACGGAAUUUCCGGUUAGGUGCACUAUGGGAUUGAUAAAUGAAUUAAAAUGGCGGACGUGCUGUUGAGGUUUUGUGAAGACGACGUUCMUGGAGCAAAAUUGCCAAUGCCCGUGAUAGAGGACAACAUGGCCAGCGAUUUGGUGCGGUAUCUACAUACCCGGGGUUUAAGUGGUUCAACUUCUGAUUCAAAGACCAGUCUUGUCAAAAGGGUUAAAGAUAUUGUGGCGUCUGGAUACGCAAAAUAUAUUGUUGAUCCAGAUCAAAAUCUUAGUUACGACAUAAUCCAAAGUCACGUUAACGCAACUGUGCGAAAAGUCUCAUUGCCAUUGUUGGCAAACUGGUCAAGUUCCUUAGAAGACAUUCCUAAUUUAUUCAAUUAUACUUGUGUACACGAAUACCUUGAAAAGAGAAACGUGGUGAUCUUGGAAAAGGAUAAACAAUAUGGAACGUAUAACCUACCAAUAGCAGAAAAACCACUUACUAAAGGGUUUAAUUUUUAUGCAUCUGGCCAUAUACAGGAGAUAAAAGUGAAUUGUACUGGAGAGUUCUGUCACGUGUGGGGACGAGUAAUGGCAAGCAUGAAGGAUGACAUAUACUUAUCAAAAAUUGUGCUUGAGAGGAGCUCAUCUGUGGUGAUCACAGGACAAUGUACUUGUGUGGCAGGGGCUGGCGGGAAAUGUAACCACAUAGCUGCAGUUUUGUUUGCCUUGGUAGAGUUUAGGGACUCUCAACGAGGAAGUUGUACAAGCAAACCACAAGAGUGGCAUCUCCCAUCAAGGUCAAGGAAGCGUAACACAAAAGCAGAAAAAACUGGAGUACGCAACCCGGAAAAACAUGUUUUCAAAAGGCAGAAGGAGAGAAAAGAUCCUUUAGAAGGAUACGAAGAUUAUAAAUCAGUGUCCAGUCCAACAAUUGACUUCAAGAAAUUGAAAGAAGACAAAGAAAAUGUUAGCCAUAAUAUGGGGCUGAACUAUAUUUUGCAAUCAACAUCAAGCUCAUCUCAGGAAGACAGCAUUCCUACUAAUAAUAUGACACCAGAAGAAAUUAUAAUGGCAUCUCUUGAAGUACAUACACAACAAGAGGCUGAUGAAAUUGAAAUAUUAACAAAGGGCCAACAUACCAACCUGGAGUGGCACAGACAGAGAAAAGGAAGGAUCACUGCUAGCAUUUGUAAAGACUGUGUAGGUAAGGGAGACCCCAGCAAAAUAGUCAAAAAGAUCACAACAGUGGGAAACCCAAGAUCAAAACCUAAAUCUCUACACAUGCAAUAUGGUAUUGAUAAUGAAGAUGUCGCAGUUAAUAAACUUGAGCAACAAUUAUCUGGUGAUGGAGUUAACUUUAAACUGAGAAAAUGUGGACUUUUUGUGUCUAUAGAUGAUCCUCAAUUAGCUGCCUCUCCUGAUAUGGUGGGUAUGAUUGAUGAUGAGAUUGUUACUGUUGAGGUGAAAUGUUUGUCUGCCUCAAAAGAAUUAACCCCUUUGGAGGCUACUAGAGUUAAACAACGAGAUUCAAACUUUGCCUUCCGUGAAAGCAGUGGGAAGUUAACAUUAAAAAGAACACACAGAUAUUAUUAUCAGAUGCUUAUGCAAAUGGCAGUCACUCAAACCCAUACAGGAUAUAUGGUAGUUUUCACUAAUGCUUCAGUUCCGGUAGAAUAUAUUAAACUCUCAUUUGAUGAGGAAUUAUGGGAGCAUACAAGAGAGACACUUCUGGAUUUUCACCAUACAUAUGUAAUCCCUGCACUUGUUUUGCAAAGAUUUGCACAGUAACAAUUAUUUGGUAAGAGUACAUUUGUAAGAUUGAUACUUUUUAUUAUUAUUAUAAUUAUCAUUAUUAUUAUUAUUGCCGCCAUUAUUAUCAAGCUCACUACAAAAAUUUCCAG
Messenger RNA from Exaiptasia diaphana, 1927 nucleotides. RefSeq lists its product as uncharacterized. The record is from RefSeq and is a predicted model, not a curated record. The coding region runs from base 93 to 1814 and encodes 573 amino acids. Lineage: Eukaryota; Metazoa; Cnidaria; Anthozoa; Actiniaria; Aiptasiidae. Gene Ontology annotation, molecular function: zinc ion binding. The transcript has 4 exons.